Molecule: messenger RNA, 10857 nt
Organism: Perkinsus marinus ATCC 50983
Lineage: Eukaryota; Perkinsozoa; Perkinsida; Perkinsidae
Exons: 44
Biological process (GO): axonemal central apparatus assembly; cilium movement
Cellular component (GO): axoneme
Source: RefSeq, a predicted model, not a curated record
AUGGUCGUGUCUGAAAUCUCAGAGACAUUCCCAAGGGACAGUCUGCAUGAAGGUCAGCAUGUCACCAAGUCGGUCCGGCGGCGGUUCCGUAUCGUACGGAACCUGGACAUUGCGUUCCACUCGCUGCAUAGGGAGACUAAUGUCCCUUGGGACGAGCCUUUAUUCGAACCCAGUCCACCCAUGAUCCGAUUCGCUCACUACCAUGGCAUGGAGAAGCUGAGCAUGACAUUGUCGUUGCGGAAUAAGGACACGGUGUCGAGGCGUGUGCAAGUUCUACCUCCUCAAGUGGACCACUUCAAGGUUACUCGUAAGAGCGGCAAGGAUCGAUACGAUCUCGUAGCCCCUGGUAUGGAAGUGUCGUUUCUCAUCAAAUUCCAUCCCGAUACCCGAGCUGAUUACUGUCAUGAUCUGGAAGUCGUCACCGAGCGAGAGAUAUUCAUAGUCCCUAUACGAGCCUUCGCGGGCGUGCCAAAGCUAGAGGUUCCCCGACGACUCGAUUUCAGCAAUGUCUUAGUCAAACACGGCGAGUCUCGCGUGGUAUAUGUGAGGAACGUUGGCGAUGUAGCUGCUCAGUAUUCUGUCCAUUUAAGCCCCCACGAACGCUCUCUCCAAGAUUCAAUUUCUGAUGUAUUUUAUUGCAUCUCGGGCGGCAGCGGUUUCGUAGAAGCGGGUGAGGGUGUUCAGCUGGAGCUGGGUUUCAGGCCGACUGCUUUGGAACACUACUGUGGGACUGUUACUAUACGCGGAACUCAGACGAGCAUUGUAGAGUGCGAGGGGACAGGAGUCACUGGCGACGUUGAAUUCAGCGCCAGAAGUAUUCAAAUGGACAAUACCUACAUCGCACUAAGUACGCGGAAAAGUUUUGUCAUCAGCAAUAAUUCGGAUGUUAUCGUCGAAUUUUCGUGGCGGGCCUUUGCAAGUGACCAGAAGGAUGCAGAGGAGAGGGAGAAGGUGUUUGUCCAGCUUGGGAAAGAGCAGACUGAGGAGCAGCUCUAUACCCUCGCACUAUGCACUGCUGCUGCUGAGGACCACCAGGGUCGACCGACAGCAGCAAUGUAUGAUGAGUACCCACCGGUGAUACGGAAUAUCCUGGAUAGCAUGACAGGUUGCACAGAGAGUGACAGUGAGAAGAGCUUGGAGGCGAUGGAGAACUCGAAAAUGGAAACACUUGCAAUGCGGGCCCUCCGAAUAAAGUAUGAAAAUAUUACUCAACAGAUCAGGGACGACCCGCUGCUGUUUUAUGACCAAGCGUUUACUAUAGAGCCCGCGGUUGCUACUAUUUAUCCAGGAGCUUCCAAGAUCGUUACAGUGACGUUCGAGCCCAAAGCGGCGAUACAGUACCGUAGUGUAGCGUACUGCAGUGUUACGGGGUCUGUCGAGAGGAUACCUCUGGCCCUGUACGGCACUGGGAUCGGUCCGAAGGCGGUUUUCUCGCAUAGCGAGUUGGAUCUGGAAGAGGUUUAUGUCACAUCUACUCAUCGCUAUGAAGUCGCGUUGGUGAACUGUGGUCAAAUACCAGCGCAGUUCGAGAUCGUUCCGAGGAAAUCAUGUUUCGGCUCGAGAUUCGUGUUCGAGCCUAGCAGUGGCGAGCUGGAAGUCGGCGAGAAAAUUGACAUUGGAAUCAGCUUCAAUCCUAAGGAAAUUGGAUUGUUCCACGAGGUCUUCCACUGUUAUCUGACUGGCACUGUGAUGCCUUUAUCAUUGGCGUUAAAAGGACAGAGUACUGCGCCCAGCUUUAUCUUUGAUGAGGAGUCUAUUCACUUUGGAGUGGUACCAUUCGGCUUUGUCAACACCAGGACUAUCACGCUCACUAACACGUCCGAGGUGGCUUACGGCUUUGGACUGCGUAUCUCUGAGGACGGUCGGCUCGAGGAAAAGGAAUUUGAUAUUACACCGAGCCGAGGCACUCUCGAACCAUCAGGAAAGCAGCUGAUUCGAGUUGACUUCAUCCCUGAGAAUGUGAAGUCAUAUGAAAUGAGCCUACUGGUAGACUUUGAGGAGGUCGGCCAAGGGCUCCUCUCCCUCCCGAUAUCGGCUCGAUGUGAAGCUCCGUCGAUAACGUUCAAUCCGGUCGACAUCCUUCCUUAUGGAGAUGUCUUUAUUCGCUACCCCUACCAUAAACGCCUAGUCCUACGCAACACAUCGUCGCUGGCAGCUAAAUUCGAGAUAUUGAUCAACUCGAACACCUCAGCAGAAUCAGAUCCCAGCACGGUGAUCGCCGAUGUUGAGGUUGAUCAGCCACAGGGAAGAAUCCCCGGGGGAAGCAGUUGUAUUGUAAUGGUUACCUUACGCGCUAGGAGGCUAGGCUCUAUUAAAGUCCCUGUGUAUGUGAAGAUCGGAGGGCAUCCUAUACCUCACCUCGUAACGGUAGAGGCUAGCUCGAUGGGUCCGACAGUUUAUGCGGAGCCAAUGGCCAUUGACUGGGGUAGCGUAAAGUGCCUUGAUGUUGUGUCAAAGUCGAUUAAACUUACCAACGAUUGUUGUAUUCCCGCACACGUACGAGUGCUAUUGAGAAAUCGUACGUCUCCGUGGAGGGCUGAACAGAAAGUGGUCCGUCUCGAGCCGCAGGAAGUCUACGACUAUACUGUCAAGUUGCGACCUGAUGAGGUGCAGAGGUUUGAAGACGUCCUGUACUUCGUAGUUGAAGAAGGGAAAAACUUGGCUGUUGACAUGAAGUGCCGCGGAACCGAGACUACAAUUGUUGGCGAUGAGGAUCUUGGUGUGAUCGAUUUUGGCACUCAGUAUACGACUCAGUCUAUUACGAAGGAACUCGUUCUUAAGAACUCAGGAAGGAAGACUAGGACUGUGACUUGGCUGGUCCGUGGAGAGAUGGCAAGAGAGAAGGCAUUGAAACAGCUUAUAAAGGAUGGGGUUGAUCUAGGGAAGGCCAAGUUACCGGUGGUUCCCUAUACGAUCUAUCCGAGAACAGCUACUCUAGCGAGCAACACCGGAUAUAGAUUUACCGUUACAGCAUGCAGUUCGGUGCAGGGCCUCGUCGAGGACGUCGCGGAGUGCAUUGAGUUUGUUGGUGCUAAUGACAAGAAAGGGAAGAUGAUUUACCAGCCAACUCUAAAGACGAAUUUCGUCGCUCCGCUUUUACAUGUAUCGGAAAGCACUGUACGGUUCCGCUACGUAUGGAGUAGAGAUGAGAAGGAAACUAGUAUGAUUACGCAUCCACUAGCGAUGACCAACACUUCCCCCCUACCUAUAAGCUUCCAAGUUAACGCCGUGGCGCCUUUCUACACCAGGAUGCCUUCUAAUGAGAGAGCUGCGAAUAUGGGAGGAUUUGUUAGCUUGGACCCUAAGGCUACGGUGAAAGUCGAGGUGGACUUUGACCCGUCCUAUAAGGUCGAUCGUCAGAGUGCAGUGAUGGAGCAAAAGCUAUCAAUAACAUACCGGGACCACCCUCAGAACGAUCAGGUUGAGGUGGUGGGAGAGGUCGUAUUCCCUAAUUUGUCAUUCGAUAAAGCCGAUAUUGAUUUUGGAGCUGUGUUCAACCACGCAGUGACCGAGGUGGCGGUCCGAGUAACCAACACGACGGAGGUGCCCUGCGAGUACAGCUGGGAAUUCAUCAUAGUGGAGGACUCGGCCAAGUCCACUGAUGAGCUCGUGAGGGUAGCCCCUAACGAAGAGUUCGACAUCCAGCCGAUCGCUGGGUCCAUCCCGGCCCACGCCACUGAGUCAGUAUACUUCCGCUUUAACGCAAACCCUGACCGGCGCUGUGAGGCUGUUGCGAGGUGCAACGUUGUGGGUGGUCCGAGCUACGAUAUCAAGCUUCGAGGGCAAGCCUCUGAUCUUGCUUAUCGCAUUGAUAGAACUCAUCUCGAAUUCGGUGAUGUUCAGUUCGACGACUUCGCCGAGCAAGAUCUGAUGAUAUUUAACAAGGGCUGCGUGCCUGUAUCCUACAGCGUAGAUCUACGAGGUAUGGGGAGGAGGGUGCUAGUGGUGACUCCCGAGACGGGGAAGAUCUGUGGCGAUGGCAAAGCUGGAUUGAAAAUUAAGUUCUUGCCGGGCAUCCCUUCGGAAAUCUCGGAGGCUUUCUUGAUACGAGUAUCGCAUUUACCUGCGGUGACUGUGAGCAUUCGAGGCCGCGGGGUGUACCCAGCCGUGGUCUUGAAUUUGCCGCGAUCCAACGCGGAGGAGCAUGCGAGGAAAGUGACGGACAUCGCAGAGGAGAUCUCAGUGGACGUUCCUCUGACGACUACACCGUCCAAAGGGCCAUCACGUUGGACAAGUUUCGCGACCUCUGAAAGUGCCAUGAUGUCUAAUACGUCCGAAUUGGCGAAUCUGAGAAGCUCUGCAGCGGCCCAGAAGAACAAACCAGUUGCGCCCACGGUGGCCUCCUCUACUAUGAGCCGUAUGGGUCCGUCUCGUGGGAUGGUCAGCGCACCGCCGCAUACAGUAGUACCGUUGAGUCAUCAUGCGCUGAAGUGCGCAGUCGAAGUGGACAGAAGAAGCCUUCGUGAUGCCUUGAUAGUUCUCGAGACUGCACAGGGCGAGUCGACGUCUGUGGCGCCAAUCAGUCGCAAGAGGACUCGAGAGUUAACUGGGCAGACUGUGGCCGGGAGUUAUGUUUGUGACUUUGGCGACAUUGUCUUGGGUCAUAGUCGUCGACAGCCUUUUACGGUAUAUAACUGUCAUACUUCUGAAGUCUCAUUGUCUAUCAACCGAAAGGAGCUCGUGGACGCGGGCUUCUUCGUCACCCCGGAACCUGUUGGAAGCAUUGCAUCAGGAGGGACUUUGAGUAUGGCGAUUAUAGCAGAGUUGCCCAAGGAAGCUGAGGAGGGUACGAGGGAACUGCUGUGGAAGCUGCCUAUACGGGACGGGCCGAGUUAUGCUAUUCAUAUCAAAGCUCGCCACGAGGUCCCACAGCUUACACUACCCGUCAGCAGAGUUGACUUUGGGAAAGUUGUUGUCGGGCAGCGGGCGAAGCGCUACCUGCGACUGGUCAAUGACAAGCAUGUUCCGGUCGAGUGGUCUUACCGAGUGCCGUCGAAGUCUGGUACUCCUCCUCUGCCAUGGAAGCUCCCCUUCGGGAUGACUCAGACCUUCGGGGUACUUGAACCUGGCCAAGACUCUAUUGUGGAAAUAUGUUUCACGCCCAAUGCAGUGGGAGCCUUCGAGGAGAAGUUAGCAUUACGCAUUAAGGACAAUAAGCACCCGGUUGUCAUAUAUCUAUGCGGCUUUGGGAGUGCUCUGGAAGUCAACGUUACGCCUUCAUCCUUCUUCCAGCUUGGUCCCAUCUUGCCCUACCAGAGCGAUCCGCCUUGUCGCCAGGAGAUGGUUCUUCACAAUCCCACCGAGUAUCCAAUUGAGAUAUACAGCUUGGAGUUCGACAGGGAAUAUAUUACUGAGGCGAAGAUGCUCAGUGAGUAUGAUGGCUAUGAUGAACACGGCAUUGCGGAGAUGCCGUUGAAGGAAGUGGGGACACCAAUAUGGCGCCGCAUAGCUCAGCACGUCGAGCGCAUCAGAUCCCAGGCCGCCCAAGAGGGCGAGGUGCUAGAGGUAGAGACGCCGACAACAGAACAAGUCCCGGAUGGGUUGACCACUGAAGUCCUGUUGGAUGAGGAGGGCGAUGAAAUGCCCGAACAAAGGGAGGAGGAUUAUCCUAAUCGUGUUCCUCCAGAGGAACGUCUGUCUGUUAUUCUCCUUGGACCACCCAAGACGGGCAAGUCUACGAUUGCUCACGCGCUUGAAGUGGAGCAUUCGAGGAAACGCCUCACUGUAGACGAGUGCAUCGAUUGGGUUCUCAGUAACCCUAAGAGCAUACGAGAUGAUUACGUAGCGGAGAAGCUCGUUCGGAAAAUCCGGGACGCGCAGGGCGAUACUCGAGCUGAAUCUGCUGAGGAAGUCCCCACCCUCGAAAGAGAUGACGUUGUUGCUGCUAUGAGAUACCGUCUUGACCUGCCCGAUUGCAAUGCCGGAGUUGUUUGGGACGGCUGCUCCCAAGGCUCGAAGUACGUAGGUGACGAUACAGUGGAAUGCAUCCUGGCAGCCAUUCCGGGAGAGGAGAGUGUGAAGUUCAUCACUUUCCGUAUUGAUAGCGCAUCUGAUGAGGGCAGUACCCCGGAAACUGCUCUAACUGCUUAUUACAGUAGGCUUGAGGAGGUUGUGGGUGAGGAACUACUCAAGGUUAAUGGAAGUCUGGCGGAGUCGGAACAGCAGGAGGAGCGAGAAGAUGCUCCCAACGAUGUGGAGAGUCUUGCCAGGGCGGAGUUACUCCGAAGAAAGGAAGAGUUGGAAGCCCUCGUGCAGUGGUUUAAGGAGGAGGGACCGGUCGCGAAAGCUGGGCAGUAUAUGGAUGAGUUGUCUGCACGCAUCAAUAGACUACAUCCUACGCCGCUGGGGCAAGAGGUGUCCAGUGAUGGCCGGGACACUGCUGAGGUCGGUGCUGGGGAGGAGACAACAGUGAACGGAGACGAUGACGCCGUUGAAGAAGUUUCUGUUCAAAAGCCGGGCACAUCCCGAAUAAGGACCUGGCAUGAGAUCUUGAUAACGGCGGAGGAACCCGAUCUGACGAAGACUGUAGAGCAGAUUCUAGCAACUGUCCAACCGCCUUCGUUCCCUCGGUAUGGUCGACUGCCCCCUUCGAAAACAGUACAGCUUAUCCGGAGACCGACUCAACGCGAGGCCCGAGCACCUUCCGGUCUCUUCACGUUGUUGACUCCUAUCGUGAACGACGAAGGUAUAGAGGAACUUCGAGAGCAAUCUCGAUGGGUUAUACAAUCAAAGGCGGAACAGCGCAUCAUUGUGCAGUUCUGUGUCACCAAGACGGGGACGUUCACAGAACAGUUGGGAUUCGAGAUUGUGGCCGGAGGAUUCUCACCAGUGCAGACUUUCGUGGACGUGACGGGCUUCGCUGGUUUCCCCAAGAUCAACAACGAUUCCCGCAACGUCUUUAUGAGGAGGGUCAAGAAUCGGCCACGUGGCGGUUACUCUAGGAAGCAAUUCAUAACCUCUCAGAAUGUGUUUGACUUCGGCCCGCUUCUGGCCGGUCGAACCAUCGAAAUGAGGGACGCACUUUUUGAGCUGGAUCGAGACGAUCCCGAGCGCCUGGCGGGCCAGGUUACUGAGGACCCGGAUACUUCGGAAGACUUCCCCCAGUUCUCGCUGGAGGAAUGCCCGUUCGUCAUUGAACCAUCGCAGUUCACUCUUGAGCAGGAUGAGACGAAGGACUUGCUACUAUGGUGCUUCCCACAGCGUGAGGGUCAGGUUCGAGACACAAUUACUAUUCUGGUGAAGGAUAACCCUGAAGUUUUCAAAUGGGAUGUUGAGGCUCUGGGCGGCAUUCCUGCGUUCGACCUCGACACCGAUCUGGUCGACUUUGGGAGCCUGAUGGUGAACCAACGAGACAGCCGUACGAUACGCAUGGAGAACGUCGCGGCCAUACCAAUCGAGUGGGAGUUGCUCGCUGCAGGCGGUGACCGGGCAGAGGACUCCGAGACGGUUCCUCCAGGAGAAAUCUCCAUAGAGCCCCUGAGUGGGCAUCUAGCUAUUGGUGAAGUAACUGAAAUCGCUAUCAUUUUCCACGCCGAAGAUACCGUUUCACAUGACUUUGUGAUGAACAUGGUGGUCCGAGACUGUGAAGGGCUCAACCGCUUCGCUCCUGAGCCCAGACCAAUCCAUUUCAAAGCUCAAGGCUUCAAGGUGCAGGUAUCUGUGGUGAUCCCGAGUAAGGCAGAUGGGUUAUCUUCAAACAUCAUAGACUUCGGGGAUGUCCGAGUAGGCCAGGUAGCUGAGAGGUCGUUCGAGCUUGUUAACGACGGUGAGCAUGCUGUUGAUUAUUCCCUCGUGGUGAGGGGUAAGAUGAUGCGUAGGCUGCUAUCGGUGGAUCCGGCGAGAUCGACCCUUGAGCCUGGUCACCGGCAGGCGGUCAGUACCGCUCUGGUCUGCCCAAGGGCCAUGUCAGUUAUACAAAGUCCGGAGCUGUUCAUGAAGCUUGUAGAGACUCGAACAAAAGAGGAAGUUAAACCGGAGAUGCCUCCGUUCAAGAUAACGGCGAAGGCGCACUUCAAUCGUGUGACUGUCAGUCCUUCAACCGACGUCGAUUUCGGAACCCUCAUUGCUGGCGAGGCCGCGCGCCAGAUCUUGAAGGUUACUAACGACGGAGUGUUUGAGACACCGUGGUCCCUCCUCGACAUGAGCAGGCUACCAGAUGCUCCCACCGACGGAAUCGUUCCCGCAUCGGAAUCCACAUGGACUGUAGGACCCUUCAGUGUAACACCCACCAGCGGAGCAUUGAUGCCUGGGGCAACUGUGGAACUGACUGUUACAUUCGCGGCUUCGGAGGAAGACAACUUUUCGGCCAAGUUUGGUCUGUUGGUCGAAGGAACAGAUUCGGGAGAGCCUAUCGUCGUCAAGGUAAUGGGCGAGAGCUACAUACCAGGACUAGACACCGAGAACAUGCACCUCCUGUUCGAGGAACAGUUCACGAGUAAAACGAGAGAGGACGCUGAGGCGAUAGCGGGCUCCGCCGAUCUCCGCGUGUAUUGCGAAGAUGAGAGGUUGUUCAGCUGUGGCCCUGUCAUGGUAGGCAGGUCGGUGACGGAACGGUUCAGAUUGUCGAACCCAACGGGUAUUACUGUUGAUGUUGAAUGUAAGAUUGAGAGUACUUCCGCUGGCACUCCAUACACUUUAUCACCAUCGAACCUGAGCAUCCCUCCUUUCGAGUACCGGUAUGUCACUAUGGCAUUCAACCCACAAGCGGUUGGGACAUUUGCUGCGAAGUUCUCAGCGGUAGUUCCAGCGGGAACUGACCCCUCAACGAAUAGUCUUACCUUCGACGUACAAGGUGAUGGCGUGUUGCCCGCUCUGACCUUGAAAGCCCCAGCUUUCACCACCACCACUGACGCGAAAAACUUGGGCUUCGAGUUUGGUGAGCUUCCGGUCGGAGCGACCCGAAACGUAUCUUUCCUCCUCACUAACGAGCAUCGUAUAGAUGCCACCUAUAGACUUGAGCGUAGCGGUUCAGGCAUGAGAUCCUUUAGCAUCACCGGUCCAGCGACUGAGACAUUGAAGCCUGGAGAGACUCGGCAAGUCAGGGUAGGAUACGCCCCUCAAGUGGCGUCCGACAACGAUGAGCUUCUACUGAAAAUUGUCACCGCGCAUAACGAAGAUGAGAGUCGCACGAUGAAGGUAACAGGACGCGGCGUAAUGCUACCGGUGGAGUGGUUGUUGCCUCAAGAAAACGACGAGGAGAAUGAAAGCGUUCCAUCAGUUGGCAGCUACUAUCUCCAUGACCUCCUAGAUCUCGGUGAUGUCCCGGUCGGGUCUGACAACGAAGUUACCCUCGGGCUGAAGAACAUAUCCGAUCACACACAGAGAUUUGAGCUGGCGGAGAUCGCGGAUCCUCAACUGCGGAACUGCAUCGACAUCGUGCCUUCAGUCGGCCAUGUAUAUGCAGGAGAGACCAAAACGGUGAUCGUACGAGUGAAGCCGGCGGAGAAGAUUGUCCUGGAAAAGGCUAGGCUCCUGUUCAAGCUUAUCGCGAUCGACGUGGACAGCGGGCGCGUGUCCUGGGAUAACUCACAACACGCUCGGCUCACUGGCAACGACGAACCAACUGCCCGACCAGAGCCCAUCCAUAACACUUUGAGUGACUCGCCGACUGAAUUGCCCCUAAGAGUCUCGGUCAGGGCUGACUCUAUAAGCUACUCUUGCACUCAAGAGGAACCUAUAGUUUUCGUAACGACGAUCCUCUACCACGCCAGGCAGCACACGUUCGUACUGGAGAACACCUCGGACAUCUCUUUCGACUACUCGUGGAGGGUUGCCAACACAGCGCACGGCUCGACAGCCCAUCGAGCCUUCACGGUGAAACCGUCAUCAGGAAGACUCUCCGCCCGGGCGAAACUUGAUGUUGUUGUACGGUUCAGUCCGACGGAGAUGUGCGAUUUCUCUACUGUGCGGCUAGAGCUUAUGCUUCCUCAAGUGGAUGAGGGAACACCCGCUCUGGCGCUCGAGCUGGACGCCUCAGCCACGUGCCCGGUGUGUCAUUUCGAGCUUAUCGAGUGCCCCACGUUGCCUGGUCGAGAUGACGUCAGAGUCAUCCAGUUCGAGUCUCUCGGUACUGGCGUCCGCAACCGCAAACGGUUCUGUGUGCUGAACACGACCAAGGAGAAAUACCGAUUCUUCUGGGUUGACCACCGCCAAGCUCUGCCUGAUGGCUGCGCGGCUGAUGAUGGUCUCGAUGAGCAAAAUGCCGGAGCGACGAUGCCGGGCAGCAGCCUACAACCUUUCGGGUGUGUGACCCGUGAUGGUGAGAUCGCCAGUGGCAAAAAGUACGAGAUGGAGCUCCUCUACACCCCUAUGACUACUGGCCGCCACGAGAGUUUUUGGACAUUCCGUGUACCAUCACAGAAUCUCGUAGUCCCUCUCCAGCUCGUGGGGACUGUGCGAGAGCCAAGAGUUGAUGUUGACUUGCCUAGUGUCAACUUUGGCAAAGUACGUCACAGGGCAGUCGCCCCCGGCUGCGGUGUCCGUCACCAUCACUUGCAGGUUCUCAUCAACUACGAGACUCGGCGAACUGUCAACCUAGUGAAUCGUGAGCAUCUGCCAUUUCAAUUCGUUAUCGACUCGGGGAGUUGGCUGGACCCUCCACUCACUGUAUCCCCUAUGAAAGGUGUAGUUAGUCCCGGCACUAAUCUGCCCAUUACCGUUACAUUCAAGCCUUUCGAAGAACGAGUAUAUAACUUCAACGUCGUCGUGAAUGUUAAGAGGAAGGUUGAACCCGUGAUAUUGAAUGUUAAAGGGAGCGCUUACGAGAUCAAGACUACAGUGACACUGCUGACGGCACCCGAUGCUGACUCUGGGCAAGAGCUCUUCUCAAAGGUGCAGUACGACUUUGGUUCCAUGCAG